Periophthalmus magnuspinnatus is the source of this 4166-nucleotide messenger RNA. RefSeq names its product SIX homeobox 5 (gene six5). NCBI's taxonomy places the organism in Eukaryota, Metazoa, Chordata, Actinopteri, Gobiiformes, Gobiidae. The transcript has 3 exons. Gene Ontology annotation, cellular component: transcription regulator complex; nucleus. The record is from RefSeq and is a predicted model, not a curated record. Gene Ontology annotation, biological process: regulation of transcription by RNA polymerase II. Gene Ontology annotation, molecular function: RNA polymerase II cis-regulatory region sequence-specific DNA binding; DNA-binding transcription factor activity, RNA polymerase II-specific. The coding region runs from base 46 to 2784 and encodes 912 amino acids.
GAGAGAGGCGGAGGAACUACUGCAGGGAAAAAAGUUAAAAGUAAAAUGGCUUCCUUGUCUUUGGACUCUGAGGAACAAUCACCAAAGACCAAAGACGAGCAUACACCAGCACAUGUCAAAGAAGAGGAAGAUUUCGGCCGAUCUGUUGCAUCGGAAAAACAAAGUUUACAGAAUUCGGAGCUGAGCUUUUCCACUGACCAAGUGUCGUGUCUGUGCGAGGCCCUUCUGCAGGCGGGUAAUGUGGAUCGCCUGUGGAGAUUUCUCUCCACGAUUCAUCCCUCGUCCGAGCUGCUACGUGGCAAUGAGACCCUUCUCAAGGCCCAGGCUCUGGUGGCUUUCCACCGCGAAGAGUUCAAGGAGCUUUACGCGAUUCUGGAAAGCCAUGACUUUCACCCGUCUAACCAUGGGUUCCUGCAGGACCUGUACCUGAAGGCUCGCUACAAAGAAGCAGAGAGGUCCCGGGGCCGCAGCCUGGGUGCUGUGGAUAAGUACCGUCUCAGAAAGAAGUUUCCCUUGCCCAAAACAAUAUGGGAUGGAGAGGAGACCGUGUACCUGCUCAAAGAGAAAUCACGUAAUGCACUAAAAGAAUGUUAUAAAAGCAACAGGUAUCCCAGUCCGGACGAGAAGAAAAACCUGGCCAAAGUUACAGGAUUAUCUCUCAAACAAGUGAGCAACUGGUUCAAAAACCGGAGACAGAGGGAUAGGACCCCGUCUGGGACACACAGCAAAAGUGAGUCUGAUGGUAACCACAGCACAGAGGAUGAAGCAAGUGCCAUGGACGAUGUCCCAGAGCAGUUAGAGGAGCCUUCAUCUAUCAUCUCUUUUUCUGCAGUUUCUGGUAACACAGGAGGGCCGCUCAUUCUGAAUGGAUCCAGUGGAUUUCUCACUGCUCCUCAGCCUAUUCUCCUAAAUGGGAAUUCCCUUAUUUCUGGUGCUGGAGGUGGAGUCCUCAUUAAUGGCUUAAACCUUGGGGACUGUCAAACUGUAACACUAAGUCCUGUUGCAGGGAACUCUUCUUUGAUAUUAGAUGGUUCUCAGGUAAUGACAAAACCAAAUGUACAGCCACAGCAUACACUAACAGUAGCAAAACAGGAGGAUGAGCUUGAUGUAGACAAGCCUGUCAUUGUUGCCACAAAUACAACACAUGCCUCAAACCCACCAUCAGUUAUUUCUAUGCCAAUCAAGACAGACAGAGACACAUUGGACUUCAUCAGCAUUCCUAAAGAAAGGCAGACCAAACCUAAUAUACUACGCCACCAUACUGACUCUUCGUCUUUUUUAACAUCUACACCCUUUUCAUCCACUGUAAACAGUGCGCCAAAGUUACUGUUAACACAAACAACCAAAAAUCAGGAACUGAUCUCUCUUCCAGCAUCUAUAGCAUCUGCAAGAACAGUCAUUUCUUCAUCUCUCUGCAGUCAGGAGGGCAACUUUGUUGUUUUUGCCACUACCAGCUCCACAAUAACCGCCUCUAGCUCAGUUGUUUCGUCCACUCCCUCCCCCUCUCAGGUCCUCUCUCUCCCCCAGGUAGUUCCUUCUAUUCAAGGCAUACCUGUCUCCCAGCUGGUACAACAUUCUUCAGCCACUCAGGGGUCCCAGUGUCCUCAGUUGGUCCCUGUGUCUCCACUUUCACCCCCAACUUCACUGUUGCAAAGCACAAUAACUGCAGACCACAGACUACAUCAGCAUGAGGCAGCGUCAACUCUGCCUGAAGUUGGUAUAACCACAGUGUCCAUUUCACAACAUGCUACAAAUCAGCUUUCACAGCAGUUAAGUAGUCAACUGGUGGACCAGAAUGGUCCAAUUGCUGCAGUUGGAAAAAUACAAGUUCCACAACUCCUUUCCAUUUCUUCUCCAACACAAGUGUUUCCCACUCCCAAAGGGGCUCAUGCACAGUUGGUGUCUGUUUCACUGCCACAGCUGGUUCCAGUUUCAUCCAUCCAAACAUCUAACACAAUCUCGUUUCCACAAGUGGUGCCUGCCACCCCAUCACUGACCGUGUCUUCUGCUGGACCACCUGUACAGAUUCUGGCAUCUGGCCCCACUGCUCCUAGCCUAGGACAGGCCCCCCUAAGGAUCAACACCAUCAGCCCUAUUCAAACUGUAGCUUCUCCAGCCAGUGUGGCUCCCAGUGUGCAGCUGUUAAACUCUGGGAUCAUUCAACUCCCUGCAACUCCACCAGGCAACCUGCUCCUCAGUGGAAGUCCAUUCUUAAGUGUUCAGCAAGGCAAGCUAAUAUUGACAAUUCCAGCGGGAAUUCAACUUACAGGUUUGUCCUCAAAACCAGAGGUUUCCUCUGUGUCCAGUAAUGGGGUUGGCCCUUCAGUUGCCUCACAACCUUUAAGUAUGCCAAGUUUAACUAGCAGUUUUACAACAUCUGCCUUCACUACAAGCCAGACACCAAUCCACUCUACUACAGCAUUAGAGCACUCACUUUCCACCACCCCCCAAAAUGCCCUCACCCCAGAGAGCAUGCUAACCCUUUGUCCCACAUAUAGUGGAUUGACAUCAAAUGCACAACUGUCUCAUUCUGCCUCUGCCUGGAGCCCAGCAUCAAAUAUGUCUCAGCUGUUUGAUGUCCGUGGCAAAAGUGAUCUUCAUGUUGAUCCGUCUUUGUUAGCAGGCCUGUCUGGAGGGGAAUCCCUGCUUCUCGGGAGCCCUUCUCCUGAGCAGGGAAUGGAUACCAGCUCACCACUUGCUAGCUCAGAGGACAUUGAAGGCGAGUCCAAAAUUCUUACACAACUACAAUCUGUGCCUGUUGAUGAUGAUGAUUUGGGUCUGUAGACCUUACUUCAUCCUCAACAAAAAUUUGUUAGUGCCUGUAGAGUCAAACCUUUUGGUAACAUCAUUAUAAAGCACUGCUCACUCAAACCUUAGUGGCACUUUUAAGUUCUAAACUUAAAUUUGUGGUGACCAGAAUAUAAAAAUCACAGGAUAUUGUGUACCUUUAUGUAUGUUUGGUGUGCAUUAACCAUUUUAAUGUCAAAAUGGGGAGAGCAUAGAUUUUUCCCACACCUGCAUGAUUAUUAUUUAUGUUACUUGGGUGACUGAUGUUGACCCGCCACAUUGCUAUUUUCUAUGAAGUAAAUGCAAUGUUUUGGUACUACAUAGGAUAAAAUGACUUCAUAAUCUUUGAUGAUGAAAUCCUUUAGGAAACACAGUGGUGCAUUACAAUUUGAUGUUUGCAGUCUUGUUGAUAUUGUGAUUUUCACAAGUGCCUUAAAUUGUAUUAUAGGUUUGUAUAUUUUGCACAUUGCAUUUUUAGUGUUUACACUAAAGUUCACAUGGUUACAAAGGGCAGAUUUUAUACUGACUGUUUUUUCCUUUUUUUUGCCAAAGCAGAUUUUUUUUUACCUGUCCAAACCUGCCAAUCUUUAGAAGUAGAUGUUAAUAUGGCAAUUUUAAUGUAAAGUACUGUAUAUGUUCAGAACUAAGGACCAUUAACUUCAUGUACUGCACAUCAAUCUACAUUGAUAUCAGUACACGGCACUAAUAAGUUAUAGAUCAGUACAAUAGGGAAAAAUGCUACAUGGUAAAAAAUGUUCACCAAAGCUUUCCUUCAAGUUUUCAAAUGGCCUUGGAACUAACAAACCUUGCUUUAUAGUUCCAGCCAAUAAUGCUAAUGCAAUCUCGUUAUUCAAUACGACUGUGUGCUUGUUGUGUCUUGGCACAGUUCAUAUCUGGUCAAUAAUGGUACAAAAUUAUUAUUAUCCUAUUUAAAACGUUACAAUAUAUAUUUUUACAAGCUUGUUUAUAUUUGUGUAUUCUAUGUACUUUGGUUUUGAAGCAUAUGUCAAUCAAUUAUGGUCUUACUGUCAAAUGAGAAGGUCGGCAUCGUGGCCAGUGUGAAUUGUGAUAGUUUUACACUUCAUCACAAAUAAAGGGAAAUGUAUCCUGUGAACUGUGAACGGCAUGCUAGGUGUCUGAGAUGUAAUGUACUGUACAUUUCUUGCCAAAAGAGGAGGAUGUUUGUAUGCACAUGUUAUGCACAUUUUAUCCAGUUUGGUCUUGCCAAAAACUCCAGUUUUAACCAAAGAUUAUGUUUGAUCUUUUACAUUUUACUUUUGAUAGUUUGAAAUGCAUUGUUUUUUAUAUACAUGUUUAAUUCAUUAUUAAAAUUAUAUUUUUUAUAUUGCAUAUUGUAAUAAUAAACUACAUACACCAAC